Molecule: messenger RNA, 4278 nt
Organism: Closterium sp. Naga37s-1
Lineage: Eukaryota; Viridiplantae; Streptophyta; Zygnematophyceae; Desmidiales; Closteriaceae
Source: the annotation of a GenBank genome assembly
AUGGAAGGCGGAGAUUUUGUCCGGUACUACAGCGAUCCGCGGCCGAAAAAAUCCGGCAAAUUGGGCGGAAUCGGCGGAAUGGGCGGAAUAGGCGGAAUGCGCAUGUCGAAUCUGGGGAAAGCGCUAGGGUUGCGCGAGUCGGCGCGGGAAAAAGCAGAUGCGGGGAGCGAAGGGGGAAGCAGCGGUUCAAGUCACGCGCGACCAGCUGCGCCUUCCGCUCCCCCCGCACACUUGCGCCCUCACCGCGGUUAUCUCAAGCAGAUGUCCGUGCCUGCAGGGAAACCCACUACUGAUGCAGCCGCCGCAGCCGCCGUAGCUGCCGCAGCCGCAGCGCGCGGAGCAGAGGGGAGGAGCGGGGGAGCGGGCGGGGGAAAGGGUGGCGGAACGGGGGGAGACAAAUUGCGGUGGGGGGAGUGGAUGGGGCGUCCGCAGCAUCAAGAGGGGAGAGGGGGAAGCAGGGGCGCGGGGGGAAUGGGCGGGGAUAACGUGGGAGGGGCGAGCAUGCGUGUGGGAUGGUUGGACGCAUCUGGACGGUCGGAUUUCGCGAUAAUUGUGACGAGGACAAGUGGCGCGAUCUGGUUGGAGGAGAUGCACAGGCGGAGGGUGCAUCAUGCGCUGUGCGGUUUUGGGCGGGAAAGGAAGAGCCUUGAGGCGUUUGCAAUGGCACAGCAGCGGAAAGAGGAAGGGGAAGGUAUAGCGGGGAAGGAAAACCAAGGGGAGACUGGGGCAGAGGGUGGAACGGAGGGUGGAGCAGAGGGGGAAGACAAGGGAUUCGAGGGAAAAAAGGAGAUUCAGAAAGGACCGGCGAGUUCUACUCGUGCUGCAGCUGCUGCAUUAGCUAUUCCGCCUAAGCUAGUUCCUGGUGCGUUAAAGCGUGCUCCGUUAACCAGGAAGGUCAAACGGGGACUGGAAGGCGUGGGGGAUGGGGCAGUGUACAGUGGGGUUACUGUAGAAGGUGUGCUUAUAGGGGGGGUUAUGCAAGCGGGUAAUGCUGCCAGUGGUGGUGGUGGGGGUAGAACUGAUUCGGACGCGGAUUUGGGGAAAGAGGCUGGGGAGAACAGGGAUGGCGGUAGGGGGGACGAGAAUGGGGGGGUUGGCGGAGAGAGGGGAGAGGGGGGCGGAAGUAGAGAAGGGGGAGGUGGGGGCAGUGGGGAAGAGGAAGGGGAUCGGGAGGAAAGGGGGUCGGGUUUUGCUCUAGAGGAGCAAGGAGAAGACGAGGAGGAGGAGGAGGAGGAAGAAGAAGAGAGCUUAAGAGGAGAUGAGGAAGCGGACGAGGACGAAGAGGGAGGAGCGUUGACGAGACGGUCAGCCAGCAGUGGCAGCGCUAUUAUCAGAAGGAGAAGGUUACAGGAAGAAGCGAGGGGGAGAGGAGGGAGAGGGGAAGCAGCAGCCGCAGCAAGAGCAGCAGGAAGAGGACCGGUGGGAGGAGCACGGGUGCAGCGGGGAAGCAGCGGGGGAGGAGCAGCAGUGCACGUGCCGCACUGGAGGAGAGCGAGCGGGGGAGGGGACGGGGAGAGAUGGCAGACAGCACGUUACGAACCGAGCCCAACCGUUUCAAUCGACUGUACCAUGUCAUCCACUGCCUCUUCGCCCCUAGACCCUGCUCUCAUGCAAUCCCCGUACUACCCACACCAUAUCCUGCCGCACAACCUGCCGCCCCUGCAUGUCCAGAAUCGGCAGCACCGGAGGCAGCUGUCGAAUCAGUCGUUCCCUGUGGGGCUGCAGCCGCAGGGCCCUCGCUCGCCUCUCUUCUCCAUGCCUCGAGAUGCCGGCCUUCCUCCUGCUCCUGCUCCCGCUGUUUAUGCUGCUGCUGGUGGAGCGGGUUCGGGUGGUGUGGAGGUUCUAUCUGUUGUGCAACACGGGGAUGGAGAAGCAGCAGGAGCUGCAGCGGCAGAGCUGGCAGACUUAGAGGAGGGUGUGGAGCAGAGCGAGGAGAAGGACGAGGAGAAGGACGAGGAGCAGAGCGCAGAGCAGAGUGCAGAGCAGAGCAUACAGCAAAGCUCAAGCGUGGGCCGGAGGAGAGUGAUGGCCCGUUUCCCUCGGGCUAUGUCCACUCCUGCUGGAAUAGGCAGGUCGCCUUUAGGGGGGAGCAGCCCUCUGUCUGAUGUGGAUGAUGGAGAGGAUGAGGGUGGGAAGCGUGGGGAGGAGGAGAGUGAGGAGGAGAGUGAGGAGGGAAGUGGAGAAGGGGAGAGGGAGGGGAGUGAGGGGAGUGAGGAGGGGAGUGGGGAGGCGAGUGAGGGGGGAGGAGGGGGGAGUCCGCACAUGAGUUAUGGCGAGAUGGGUGGUCUGCACGAAACCAUCACUGAAUGUACUGAGCCUUCUGAAUCCAGCCACAACCACCACAGCGAAUCCUCAUCCCCUUUACAACACGACCCAGUAUCGUCACCACGUGCCGGAACAGCCGCCGCAAUCGCAGCCGCUGCCGAAGCAGCGAACCCGAGCCUGCCGCCGACCCUGGCCUCCCUGGGGAAGAAAGCCGAAGCAACGCUGUCGACCCGAACCUACCGAGACAAGGACGGGAUUGAGUGGCACAAGCGCGGGCCUCUUACCGAAGCUGCUGCUGUGGAGUUUGAUACCGAGCCUAUGGACAUGCCUGCUGUGGUGGAUCGGUAUGGGUUUGUGGCGGAGGAAGGGGAGGGAAGGGAGGGGUCUGGGGGGGUAGAGGAGGUGAGAGGGGUGGCAGGGGUGCAUCCUCCGCAGGCAAGCUUGUUGGAGAAGGAGGAACGGCUUUUGUUCAUCAAGGAGGAGAGGGAGAUGCGCAGGUGGCGCGCUAUGAUUGGUCUAGGGCCCAUGGACUGGAACCUCUACCAGAGGAAGCACCCCCGGGAGGUCAAGAAGCGGAUAAGACAAGGCGUGCCAGACUGCCUGCGCGGGAUUGUGUGGCAGCUUUUGUCUGGUAGCCGGGAGUUCCUGCUGAUGAAUGAAGGCGCGUAUGAGCACAUGCUGCUGUACGAGCUAUUCAACAACGAGAUGGACAUCAUUCGAGACAUCAACCGCACCUUCCUCUUCCCCCUCCUCUUGCUCCCCUUUUAUCCCCGUUAUUGGCAGCACAUGUUACUGUACGAGCUGUCCAACAACGAGAUGGACAUUAUCCGAGACAUCAACCGCACCUUCCCCACGCACGUCUACUUCAUGCAAAAGCACGGCCCGGGGCAGCGGGCACUGUUCAACGUGCUCAAAGCAUACUCGGUCUAUGACAAGAAGAUUGGAUAUGUGCAGGUGGGUCUUCAUAGCGGGUCAGGUCUCAUGCUGCUCUACCUGCCAGAGGAGGACGCCUUCAGGCUGCUCGUGCUGGGUGUGACGCUCAUCUCCUUCCCUCUCCCCAUGCAUGUUCCACUCCACACCAUCUCCCACCAGGGCAUGGGCUUCAUAGCGGGGCUCAUGCUGCUCUACAUGGCGGAGGAGGGCGCCUUAUGGCUGCUCGUGGCGCUCAUGCGUUGUGCACUGCUUCCCAUGUGUGCGUCCCAAGGGCAUGGGUUUUAUUGCUGGUCUCAUGCUGCUGGCAUGGGUUUUAUAGCGGGGUUGAUGCUGCUGUACAUGGCGGAGGAGGACGCCUUCUGGCUGCUCGUGCCGUCGGGCCUCAUGCUCCUAUACAUGGCGGAGGAGGACGCCUUCUGGCUGCUCGUUGCGCUCAUGAAGGGCGCCAACCACACGUCACUCGAAGGAAUCUUCCUCGUGGGUCUGCCUCUAGUGCAACAAUAUCUCUUUCAGUUCGACCGCCUCUUACACGAGUGCAUGCCGCAGCUGGCGCGACACAUGGAGGGGGAGGGGGUGACCCCGUCCAUGUACGCCUCUCAGUGGUUCAUAACCGUCUUCGCCUACAGCUUUCCGUUUGCAACUACUCUCAGAAUAUGGGACGUCUUUCUGUUUGAGGGCAUGAAGACAGUGUUCCGGGUGGGGCUGGCGCUACUGAAGCAGCAGCAGGACGACCUGCUGCAGAUGCCUUUUGAGGACCUCGUGCCGGCUCUGCGGACAUACCCGGAUCGCAUCCUGGAGCCAGACACGCUGCUCAACGUUGCAUUCUCCUUCAACGUCUCAGAGCGGCUGAGGGAGUUAGAGGCAGAGUACAAUGCGAUGCAGCACCCACCGCCCAUCACAGGGCCCAAGGCUCAUGGGGAGGCGGAGGAGGGGGAGAGGCACGAGGGGGCGGGAGGGGAGGGCCACCAGCGGAAAGGUAUGGGUGGGGGAACGAGAGGGGGGGAGGGGAAAGGCGGUUUCCUGGCUCCCGGUUCCAAAUCCGCCAUAGAAUCAAAUCUGCAUUUUCCCGCCCACCAAUAA